GUGUGUGUGUGUGUUCCUGUGGGUCAGCAAGAGCGGUGUCCGCAAGACACCCGCUGCCUGCCACCCGGACACAGGUGUUGAGGGGGUUUUGGAGUGCUUCCGAACGCAACCCGCCCGCUUACGAUCCAAUCAACAUACGCUACUAUCAAAGUGCCAUCACAGCGACGCUGCCUAAAGGCUUAGACGCAGCGCAGCGACCGGAGAGCGAACAGCCGUCAUCCCCGCCCGUUACCGCGAACGCCGGCACCGUGAGCAGCUACGCGCACCAGUACGCGUCAGUUGGGGGUCGCUACUGUCAACAACACCCAUCCACCGUGGCGCUCCACUCGACCGAGGCCCUGAUGGCCGGCUUCCUCAAGUCGUCCGAUCUCGGGCCGCACCCGCACGGGUACGGGUCCGCCCACCAUCCGCACCAUGCGCAUCCGCAUGGACCUUUACCGCCCGGAAUGCCUAUGACAUCGUUAGCCCCGUUCGGUCUUCCCCACGGGCUAGAUGCUGUAGGAUUUCCGCAAGGUAUGUGGGGUGUGAACCCGCGAAAACAACGCCGCGAACGGACCACCUUCACCCGGGCCCAGCUGGACGUGCUGGAGGCCCUGUUCGGCAAGACACGCUAUCCGGACAUUUUCAUGCGCGAGGAGGUGGCACUCAAGAUCAAUCUUCCUGAAUCACGAGUACAGGUAUGGUUCAAGAAUCGACGUGCCAAGUGCCGGCAGCAGCUCCAGCACCAGUCCUCAUCGAAUCUGAACAGCAGCAAAUCGUCCGGCGGCGGUUCGGCCGGCUCGGCGCGCUCGGGCCAGUCCGGCGGCAACAGCGGACCGUCCGGCAGCCAGUCCGGCUCGUCCGGCGGCACCGGCAGCAACAAUGGCAGCCACGGCGGCACCAAAAGCUCGAUAGUGAACGCCAACAACAAGCCGACGAUCAAGCACACGCCGAUGAACAACAGCCACAACGGUAGCGGGCCCGGCACGGGCAGCAAUGGCGGCGGUGCGGGCAGCCAGUCGAACCCGGCCGGCCCCAGCCAUAACGGGCCGCUCGGGCUGAGCCACAGCAACGCGUCCCCGAUACUGCCGAUCACACCGUCGACCUCCGUCAGCCCGCCGAUCAACGUGAUCUGCAAGAAGGAGCAACCCUCGUCCUACCAUCACGGGCCGGCCGGUGGCGGCGGCGGCGGCGGCGGCAACGAACCAUCCGGCAUGAAGCCGACCGGGUACGACCUGCUGAAGGACUCGGAGCUCAACCUAGCGCACCAUUCGUCCUCCGCCUACGUCAACAUCAACACGCGGCUAGGGCAGUCGCUCAGCUCGGUCGGCGGCGGCGGCGGUGUCGGCGGUGGCGUCGGCAGCGGCGGCGUGGGCAGCGGCGUGGGCGGCAACGGCAACGGGGGGCUCGGUGGCGUCGUCGUCGGGGUGGGUGGCGGGCUCGGCAACGGCCCGUCCGCCGGCAACCUCACGCCGCUCGGGUCGAACUCCUCCAUCAUGACGACGCCGUCGCCCCCGAUCACGCCCCAGACGUCCCACAAUCCGCUGUCGUACGUGCCGAACCACGAGACGUACAACUUCUGGCACAACCAGUACCAGCAGUACCCGAACAACUACAACACGCCGUCCUACUACAGCCAGAUGGACUACUUCCAGAACCAGAACCAGGGCAACUACAACAUGGGCCACACCGGCUACACCACCUCCGCCAACUUCGGGCUCGCGUCCACGUCCGCGCUCGCCGGCCCGAUGGGCUCGCAAACGUUCAGCCCGAACGGGCUCGACUACAUGAACCCGCAGGACAAGUACGUCAACAUGGUGUAAGCGGGCUGGCAGACAAGCAACGACGAGCGACGCUCAGCAUCCCAUAUCACACAAUCCCUCACAGAAAGGACGUCACUGAGGAGCACACACCUGUACCGGCGGCUCCACUAGCUUCAACACACUCCACACCCACACACACUCUUGAAGAGUGGAAUACACGCAGCAGCAGCAUCUGCCACUGCCGGUGAGCUAACACGAGCAGAUCAUAUCAAAACCGACAAACACGCGCUGAGAGAGCGAGCAGAGGGUCGAACAGCGCUGCUGCUACUACUACUCAAACGCCAUUACACAAGUACUCACUACUACACACACACACAACCAUAGCUAGUGUUGCGGUGCUGUGUUGCGGUGCUGCGAAGCGGAGAACGAUGCAUUGUUCCCCGUCGGAUGAACCUUUGCAGCGUGUCAGUGUGACCUCGUCACAGCUCUGAGCCAGGCCAUGGUGGAGCACGGUUUAGGUUUAGGAUACCGCACUACCACUACUACUACUACUACUACUACUACUACUACUACAAAACAGCAGAAGCGAUCGGGGAACGCGAUGCGAGAAGCAAACCCGCGGCGCAAGAGUAGACAAAUGUUAUAUCAAAUAGUUCAUAUCAGUAUUUUCUUAGCUGCCCGUGCGUGUGGGCGGGUGGGUUAGGCGGGUUGGGGGAAGAGGAGGAGGAGGAGGUCGUUCUUCUUUUUUGUUUCUGUGCUGUUUCUGUUGAUUGCAUGCGAUGUAUUGCCAUCUCACCCAUGAUGGUAUGGUGGUGCGUUCUUCGCGGAAAAGAAUA
Anopheles merus is the source of this 2578-nucleotide messenger RNA. RefSeq names its product homeotic protein ocelliless-like. Gene Ontology annotation, cellular component: nucleus. Gene Ontology annotation, biological process: regulation of transcription by RNA polymerase II. The coding region runs from base 342 to 1802 and encodes 486 amino acids. Lineage: Eukaryota; Metazoa; Arthropoda; Insecta; Diptera; Culicidae. The record is from RefSeq and is a predicted model, not a curated record. Gene Ontology annotation, molecular function: DNA-binding transcription factor activity, RNA polymerase II-specific; RNA polymerase II cis-regulatory region sequence-specific DNA binding. The transcript is spliced from 4 exons.